Molecule: messenger RNA, 507 nt
Organism: Pocillopora meandrina
Lineage: Eukaryota; Metazoa; Cnidaria; Anthozoa; Scleractinia; Pocilloporidae
Source: the annotation of a GenBank genome assembly
AUGACUGGCAAGGGCGGGAUAGGAGUAACAGUUGUCAGUCACGACAGUGAAAGCAGAACAAAGGUGGCUGGGUUUGAAGACCCUGGUAGUUAUUCGCGCAGUGUUACUUAUGAUGAAACCAGUCUAAUUCAGCUAGCAAGCUUAACAGCUUCAUCUUCUCACUGUGAGCAGUUUAUUAAAUACGAGUGCUACGGAUCAUUCCUCCGUUUCAGUGGUACCAUGUACGGCUGGUGGGUAUCACGUGAUGACGAGAAUAUGACUUACUGGGGUGGAGUCAACUCUGUUCCCUUUAAAUGUGCAUGCGGUUUGAAUAACACGUGCGCGGACAGCAGUCACGACUGCAACUGCGAUAAGAACGAUAGGAAAUGGCGAGAGGACAGCGGUUUACUAACAGACAAGUGCAAGCUUCCCGUGAUUCAAAUGAGGUUUGGAGAUACCGGUGACGUUGACACAGAAAAAGGAUUUCACACGCUUGGAAAACUGGAGUGUUAUGGACUUAUCUACUGA